UCGCGAGAGACUUCGUUCUCAUGCUCGCUGCGGGGGUCGGAGGUCAGAGCGAGCGUCUCGCGGGCCGUAGGAGGAAGAUGGCGGUGGAGUCGCGCGUUACCCAGGAGGAAAUUAAGAAGGAGCCGGAGAAACCGAUCGAUCGGGAGAAAACGUGCCCGCUGCUGCUGCGUGUUUUCACCACCAAUAACGGCCGCCACCACCGAAUGGACGAAUUCUCCCGCGGAAACGUACCGUCCAGCGAACUGCAGAUCUACACUUGGAUGGAUGCAACUUUGAAAGAACUGACUAGUUUAGUAAAAGAAGUCUACCCAGAAGCUAGAAAGAAGGGCACACACUUCAAUUUUGCAAUUGUUUUUACAGAUCCUAAAAGGCCUGGCUAUCGAGUAAAGGAGAUUGGCAGCACCAUGUCUGGGAGGAAGGGGACUGAUGACUCCAUGACCCUGCAGUCGCAGAAGUUCCAAAUAGGAGACUAUCUGGACAUAGCAAUCACCCCUCCAAAUCGGGCACCGCCUCCUUCAGGGCGCAUGAGACCAUAUUAAAUUUUAUUUACUAUUCCUUGAAUUAUUUUUCGUUCAGUUAUGUAAAAUAAACUUUUUCCUCCCCUCGUCAUUGCCAUUAAGCCUUUAAACUCUAAACGAAUUGUAAUGCGUCUCCUUAGGAAUUAGAUUUGGCUGUGUUGGGUGUUAACAGAACGUCCAUGUUUCUGGUCCUUCCAUAAAAUGAUGAAGAAAAGUGCUCUUAGCAUCCGAUGUAAAACUGUAUUGUCAAAUACAUGUGUGCAAUCAA
This is a messenger RNA of Lynx canadensis (Canada lynx), 786 nucleotides long. It is a transcript of the gene SAP18, whose product is annotated as Sin3A associated protein 18. Gene Ontology annotation, cellular component: nucleus. The coding region runs from base 21 to 539 and encodes 172 amino acids. The record is from RefSeq and is a predicted model, not a curated record. The transcript is spliced from 4 exons. Gene Ontology annotation, molecular function: transcription corepressor activity; transcription factor binding. Gene Ontology annotation, biological process: negative regulation of DNA-templated transcription. NCBI's taxonomy places the organism in Eukaryota, Metazoa, Chordata, Mammalia, Carnivora, Felidae.